Messenger RNA from Rattus norvegicus (Norway rat), 4722 nucleotides. It is a transcript of the gene Osbpl10, whose product is annotated as oxysterol binding protein-like 10. Gene Ontology annotation, molecular function: phosphatidylserine binding; cholesterol binding; phosphatidylserine-phosphatidylinositol-4-phosphate exchange activity. Gene Ontology annotation, biological process: lysosomal membrane organization; phospholipid homeostasis; intermembrane lipid transfer. NCBI's taxonomy places the organism in Eukaryota, Metazoa, Chordata, Mammalia, Rodentia, Muridae. The record is from RefSeq and is a predicted model, not a curated record. Gene Ontology annotation, cellular component: endoplasmic reticulum-Golgi intermediate compartment membrane; lysosomal membrane; intermembrane lipid transporter complex.
GAGGCUCAGGGAAUGAGGAGUUAGGUCAGUCAGGAAGAUGAAAUUGUUCAGUCCUUAGAACCCAUGUAAACAUCGGGCAUGGUGGCUCACGCUAGCUGAACUGGUCAAAAACAAGGUGAAUUGCUCUGGAGAAUGACACCUGACGGCAUCUGUCACCCACACAUACAUGUACAUGCAUGCAUAUGUACCAACACACACACACACACACACACACAUAUGGGGGGAGGGAGAGAGAGGGAGAGGGAGUGAGGGGCACAUACAAGAACAGGCUCAUGGGCUUGUGAGACGGCUCAGCAGGCACCUGCUGUCACAUCUGCUGGCCUGAGUUCAAUCCCUGGUACAUGGCUUAGCAGGUAAAGUUUUUGCUGCCAAGCUUGAGGACCUGGCCAUCUUGACCCAUGCGGCAGGAGAGAGCUGACUCCUGCAAGUUGUCCUUUAAUUUCUGCAAACAUGCCGUAGCACUUAGGUGCCCCCUCCCAUUUUAAUUUUUUUCUCUUCUCCAUAUUUUUUAAGAGGUUGGAGUGAUGGCUUAGCAUUUAAGAGCACUUGCUGUUCUCUCAGAGGUGCUGGGGACUGAAAGCGAGCCCUCUGACCUCUGUGGGCAGGAAGCCUGCACUCAGUUGGGCCAGAUGGCGCCCAUCUGUGAUCCGGCACUUGGGAAGUAGAGUCAGGAGGAUCCAGAACUCAAAGCCAGCCUUGGCUCUACGGUUAUUUGAGGUUAGCCUGGAACACGUGAACUCAUAGCCCCGCAAGCAAGAGAGCAAACACCAAACCAGCCAAGCAAUUCCCCUGCAUCUUUCGUCUUCAGCGUGGUUCUCCCGCUUCCCCCAGGGUGUCCGUGUAUCCCUGGCUGUUCUGGAAUUUGCUCUGUAGACCAGGCUGGCCUGGAACUCUUAAAGAUCCACCUUCCUCUGCCUCCUCCUGCUCUGCCGGGCUUACAGGAGUGGACCACCAUCCCUUGGCUUCAGUGUGGUUCUUGUGCUUCUUGGAAGGUGGGUUUUAUUUUUUCAUAAUGACACCUGGAGUUCGGAUUUACCUUGUAGCCAUCACUUACCAUCACCCCUGAGCGUCAGCGUGGGCGUCUCAAGAGCAGAACCAUCUGAAAACUCUGGACAGGUGUGAAGCUGUACAGGACUUGGGGAGCUGAGCCUGUGAGAGUGGAGUCUACCUAGCAAUUAAAAAAUCUGUCUGUCUGUCCGCUCGUCCAUCCAUCCAUCCAUCCAUCCAUCCAUCCAUCCAUCCAUCCAUCCAUCCAUCAUCCGUCCGUCCAUCUAUCAUCUACCUAUCAUCUAUCCAUCUAUCGUGUGUGUGUGUGUGUGUGUGUGUGUGUGUGUGUGUGUAAAGGAGAGGUCCCAGCUUCUCAGAGCUCUAAUUUUAGAAACACCCAGAUUGCAUUGAAUAUUUAUAUCCACGACGGUAACUGGUGGGCUGGAGAGAGCCCUCUAUCUCUCUGCCUUUGCUGAAGAGCAAGACAGAUUGAGAAGUGCUGAGUGCGUGGGUGGGCGAAAGAAGUUUCUUGGCCAACAGUGGAGGCUGUUGUGUGUGUGUGUCUUCUCACUUGCCCUCUGGUUUGGGCCCUUCUGGUCCUCGGGUGCUCAGUCUCCAGCCGCAGUCUUGACUCCUCACAUUUAUCUGUGCCCAUCACCCCUGGGCUCAGGGUGAAAUGCGUGUCGUGUCACCCCUAGGCGCAGGGUGAAGAGAGUGUGUGAGAUCAGGAGAGCACUCACUGGAAGGCAUCUAGUCCUAGCCCUGGUGUUCGCCAUGCAUCCAUCCUAACUCUGUCUGACUUGUGGAAACGGCCCCAGCAGACAGCCUGCUCACCUGGGAGAGUCACCUGCUGCCCCUUCCUUUCCGCUUUCAAACCCAAGGGAGAGCCCCGAGGGCCUCGCUGCUCUGUUUCUAGGCUCUCCCAGUGAAGCUAAUUUUCAGGUGACUGUGUACGUGCCUGGCCCAGGCUCCUGUGCGCCGACACACCGAGAGGGAGCGUGCUGGUGUCUGGGACCGGGCGGGACCAUAUCCGGGUGGACCGGGUGGGUAGGGCCAUCCCUCCCCCCUGGUCUCGAGGUGGGUUGGGGGUGGAGAGAAGGGCGUGCGGAGAUUUCCCUGUCAGGAUCCAAGUCCGGGGCAACAAAAGGCUAGGGUGCAGGGGGCCGAUGUAGGGCGUACCCACCCUGUCUGCCAGGCCCGCCCCAGGAGCAUCCCUAGCCCGGGUCCCCAAGCAACUGCAAGGGACCAGGAGCUGGAGGAGGAGGAGGGACCUGGAGCCCCGAACUUGCCCGAGAAGUGGCUGGAGGGCGGGGCCGGGCCCUGGUCGAGGCGGGAGGAGGGGCGGCCGCAGCUGCAUCCAGCCCGGCUGGCUUCCUUCCCAGCCCUCUUUUCCCUCCUCCUCUUCUUCCUCCUGUAUGAGUCAGGCAUUUCCCGGGGAAUCGGAGCAGCCACGCGCGGCCCGGGAGCCCGGAGCUGCAGCGGCGGCGGCGGCAGCUGAGGCGGCGGCGGCCGGGCUGCCACCUCGGCGGCCACCCGCUCCCCGGGCGCGCAGCGAUCAUGGAGAGGGCGGCCCAGAGCGCAGACGGCGGCGGCGGCGGGGGCAGCAACAGCAGCAGCCGUAGCAGCAGCCGCGCCACCUCGGCGGGCUCCUCGCCCUCCUGCUCCCUGGCUGGCCGAGGGGUGGCCAGCCGCUCUGGGGCCGCGGGACUGGGCGGCGGGGGCAGCCGCAGCAGUCCCGGUUCGGUGGCCGCUAGCCCGUCCGGAGGAGGCGGCCGCAGGAGGGAGCCGGCGCUCGAGGGCGUGCUCAGCAAAUACACCAACCUCCUCCAGGGCUGGCAAAACAGGUACUUUGUGCUGGAUUUCGAGGCUGGCCUCCUGCAGUAUUUUGUGAAUGAGCAGAGCAAGCACCAGAAGCCCCGAGGAGUCCUGUCUUUGUCUGGAGCCAUCGUGUCCCUGAGUGACGAAGCUCCCCACAUGCUGGUCGUGUACUCUGCCAACGGAGAGAUGUACAAGCUGAGAGCUGCUGACUCCAGGGAGAAGCAGUUGUGGGUGACUCAGCUUCGAGCGUGUGCCAAGUACCACAUGGAGACCAGUUCCAAGAUGAUGAACCAGGUGGAAGGCCAGCAGAAGAACCUCGUGCAUGCCAUCGAGUCCCUGCCAGGCUCAGGCCCCCUCACUGCCUUGGACCAGGACCUGCUUCUACUGAAGGCUACCUCCGCCGCCACCCUCAGCUGUCUCGGGGAGUGCCUCACCCUGCUCCAGCAGAGCGUGCGCCAGGCUGGCCCACCCAGCCACAAGCCAGGAGCCUCAGAGUCCAUCCUGGGAUGGCAUGGGCCCACGUCACAGUCCACAGACCAACUGAAAAAUGGGACCCUUGGCUCUCUGCCCUCAGCCAGUGCCAACAUAACCUGGGCGAUUCUACCGAACUCGGCCGAAGAGGAGCACAGCUCACAGCCGGAGCCAGAGCCAGACUCAGGCCCUGAACUGGUUUUGUCUGAGGAAGAACAGAGUGAUCACGAGGACAAGGGAGAGGUGGAGCCGGGCACCGUGGAGGACCAGCACAGUGUAAUCCUCCACCUUAUCUCACAGCUCAAGCUGGGCAUGGACUUAACCAAGGUGGUGCUCCCCACAUUCAUUCUGGAGAAGCGGUCCUUGCUGGAGAUGUAUGCAGACUUUAUGGCACACCCUGACCUGCUGCUGGCCAUCACUGCCGGGGCGACGCCAGAGGAGAGAGUCAUUAGCUUCGUGGAGUAUUAUCUUACGGCCUUCCAUGAGGGGCGCAAAGGCACCCUGGCCAAGAAGCCCUACAACCCCAUCAUCGGCGAGACCUUUCACUGCUCCUGGGAGGUUCCCAAGGACAGAGUCAAGUCGAAGUGGACUUCCCCCCACCCUCCCAUUAGUUGUCACGAGCAUCCGAUGGCCGAUGACCCUUCUAAAAGCUAUAAGCUCAGGUUUGUGGCUGAGCAGGUAUCCCAUCAUCCGCCCAUCUCCUGCUUCUACUGUGAGUGCAAGGAGAAGAGACUGUGUGUCAACACUCACGUAUGGACCAAAAGCAAGUUCAUGGGCAUGUCCGUGGGGGUCUCUAUGAUAGGGGAAGGUGUGCUUCGGCUCCUGGACCACGGGGAAGAAUACGUCUUCACGCUGCCCAGUGCCUACGCCCGCUCCAUCCUCACUGUCCCAUGGGUGGAGCUUGGAGGGAAGGUGAACAUCAGCUGUGCCAAGACUGGGUACUCUGCCACGGUGACAUUCCACACGAAGCCCUUCUAUGGCGGGAAGGUCCACAGGGUCACAGCUGAAGUGAAGCACAACCCCACCAACACCAUCGUCUGCAAAGCGCACGGGGAGUGGAACGGCACCUUGGAGUUCACCUACAGCAACGGGGAGACCAAAGUCAUCGACACGACCACCCUGCCUGUGUAUCCUAAGAAGCUUAGACCUCUGGAGAAGCAGGGGCCCAUGGAGUCCAGGAACCUCUGGCAGGAAGUCACCCACUACCUGAGGCUUGGGGACAUUGACGCAGCCACAGAGCAGAAGCGCCGUCUAGAGGAGAAGCAGAGAACGGAGGAAAGGAAACGGGAGACCCUUCGCACACCAUGGCGACCCAAGUACUUCAUCCCGGAGGGCGAUGGCUGGGUGUACUUCAACCCCCUUUGGAAGACACACUGAUGGGCAGAGGUGCAGUGCUUUCCCCGUGAUAGGCCUGGUUUUGUAGGAAUUAAAGUGGUACAGUAUCAA